AUGCUAGAGCCUCGGCAGUCAACAGGCGGCGAGAGCUGCCCAAGCACGAUCUCCAGCGGUGGCAUUGCAGGUAUCGUGAUCGGCUCGAUCGCAGGGACCCUCCUCAUCCUCUGGCUGUGGCGAAUAUUCCGACUUCCCGGUGCGUGGAGCGGUGGCGAUAAACCUGAUGUCGGCUAUCGGGCUCCGAUAACUCGCAGCAGUACUAGUAGCCGCGGACGGAAAAAGCGUCGUCGUCCGUCUGCGUACGGUGACUAUGUCGAGAAGCCGACUACUGUACGCAGUGUACGGCGGUACAGUAACCGCGAUGAUUUGCGCCGGCCGGCCAGGGUUUACAUGACGGAAGCGUGA
Molecule: messenger RNA, 348 nt
Organism: Penicillium concentricum
Lineage: Eukaryota; Fungi; Ascomycota; Eurotiomycetes; Eurotiales; Aspergillaceae
Exons: 1
Coding region: 1-348 (115 amino acids)
Source: RefSeq, a predicted model, not a curated record